AGUCUUGCAAGGUUGAAAUCAUCAGUGGUUUAUCAGUUCACCUUUUCUUUUGCUUCUUCCUUCAAUUUCUUUCUGUGUCUCUCGCUCAAUCUUUUACCCCUCUUGUGUCCCCUGGGCCUGUGGAAUUACAUCUCGUCCCCUCCUACUCUUCCUCCUUUCUCUCUCCCUCCUUCCCUCUCUUGUACCCUUUGCCAGGACCGACUGCUGCGGUUGUGCUACCUGCAGCACAUACACACUCUCACACACUCUGCCUUAGCCAUGGCCCGGCUGCACAUAGCUCUGCUGGCCCUGGUGCCCAUCAUCCUCAUCCUAACUGUGCUGUCUACAGUAGAAAGUGCAGCAGUGAAAGAUGGAAAAGAAAAAGACGGUGAACGCCAGGGUCCAUCUAAGAAGGUUUUUGUGCCAGCAUCAGAUGCAGCAAACUUUUUCAAGCGUCGUGGCCGCAGGUCUCCAAAAUUAUACGCCGAGUAUGUAGCGGAGCAUAAGAUGCAGUUGGCUGCCUCUGAACGCAGGAGGGAAUACUACGACGAACAGAGCAAUGAGUAUGAGAACCAUCUGGAGGAGAGCCGAAAUGAGCAGUACGAAAGGAACCGGGAGAAUGCUGAGCAAUGGAGGGAGUAUCACUACGACGGGCUCUACCCACAAUACCCACAUCACCGCCCUUAUUACUAAGUGUCUUAUAUAACCUUGCAUGCCUGAAGGUCACACAGUGGUAGCAAUUUGGAUGCUUUUUUUUGUUUGUUUUGUGGAAUUGAUGUAAUCUGCACUUUAUAUAUACAUUGUAAGUGCAAUCAUUUCAAAACAUGGUGAAUAUAUACUGCUUAUAAUCCAAUCCGAUAAUAUUCCUUCUUAACCUGCAUCAAUUACUUGUUUUUAAAUUGUAAAGAUUUCAUAAUCAUUUUGUAUCCUUUAUAUAUGCUUAUAAUAAAAGUACAUGGUGGAUGCGGAAUGUAUAUUAAUAAUAAUUCUUGAGAUAGA
Molecule: messenger RNA, 978 nt
Organism: Tachysurus vachellii
Lineage: Eukaryota; Metazoa; Chordata; Actinopteri; Siluriformes; Bagridae
Gene: ucmaa
Product: upper zone of growth plate and cartilage matrix associated a
Exons: 5
Coding region: 259-672 (137 amino acids)
Biological process (GO): embryonic skeletal system development; regulation of osteoblast differentiation
Cellular component (GO): extracellular matrix
Source: RefSeq, a predicted model, not a curated record